AAACAUAAAAUUUUGUUAACGUGGCCUCUGAGUUGUCGAUUAGUGGUAAAAACGGAAAGAUGACAAAACUUCAAGAGUGGGUCUUUGCACUAACUUUGUAUGCUAUCCUUUAUUUCUUGGCAUUGAAGAAUGCACUACCGUUUGAUGUGUCAGAAACGACAAAAUUUGCUAUUCAGCUUUCACCGAUCAUUCUGAUUGGAUUAUUUGGGGUUUAUUCAGUCUUAGUCAUAGCCUACAGAGUGGCUACUUUCAAUGACUGUAAUGAUGCAGCUGAAGAACUCAAGCAGCAAAUCAAAGAGGCAAGAAAAGAUUUGACUGCCAAAGGAUUCAAAUUUGAUUAAAGAAAGAUAAAUUAUUGAAAGAUCAAAACGGUGACAUCAAAUGAGGGCAUAUCUUACGACCGAUGAAUCUAAGGAGAUGUUUUACUAUGGUUGAUCACUCAGGAAUCAGAGAGAAGUAUCAGAAACAAUUUGAUAAAAAACUCAUUAGAAAUUGACAAACAAUUGAGUCUUUUAUAUCAUUAGAGCGUAGUUAGUGUAAAAUGUGAAAUAAAUGAGACAGGAGAUAUUAAACCCACUUUAUUUUAGAA
Molecule: messenger RNA, 589 nt
Organism: Rhopilema esculentum
Lineage: Eukaryota; Metazoa; Cnidaria; Scyphozoa; Rhizostomeae; Rhizostomatidae
Product: dolichol-phosphate mannosyltransferase subunit 3
Biological process (GO): GPI anchor biosynthetic process
Cellular component (GO): dolichol-phosphate-mannose synthase complex; endoplasmic reticulum membrane
Source: RefSeq, a predicted model, not a curated record